GUCUGUGUCUGCACAACGGGCGGGAUAUCCGCAGUAGUAAGCUAGCUAAUAACAUGGCGAAGACUUACGAUUACUUGUUUAAACUACUUUUAAUCGGCGAUUCGGGCGUCGGGAAGACCUGCGUGCUAUUCAGAUUUUCAGAAGAUGCCUUCAACUCAACGUUUAUCUCCACUAUAGGUAUUGAUUUCAAGAUCAGAACAAUAGAAUUAGAUGGCAAGAAGAUCAAGCUACAGAUAUGGGAUACAGCAGGACAGGAGAGGUUCAGGACCAUCACGACAGCCUACUACAGAGGAGCAAUGGGCAUCAUGUUAGUGUAUGACAUUACCAAUGAGAAGUCCUUUGACAACAUCAAGAACUGGAUACGGAAUAUAGAAGAGCAUGCCUCAGCAGAUGUGGAAAGGAUGGUCCUUGGGAACAAAUGUGACGUCAAUGACAAGCGACAGGUGUCCAAAGAAAGAGGAGAGAAGCUGGCGCUGGAGUACGGUAUCAAGUUCAUGGAGACCAGUGCAAAGGCGAACAUCAACGUCGAGAAUGCCUUCCUAACCCUCGCCAGAGACAUCAAAGCAAAAAUGGACAAGAAGCUGGAGGGCAACAACCCGCAGGGCAGCAAUCAAGGAGUAAAGAUUACAGAACAACCCAAGAAGAGCAGUUUCUUCCGCUGCACGCUCCUGUGAGGAGACGGGAAGCGUUGGCAUCCACCAUCGCCUUAACUGUGUCCCCCACUGGACAGAACUGGACAGAGCACACUCUUAUCUUCUCUUUUAUUUUUUUCUUCACUCAUCUUCCUCCUCCUCCUCCUCCUCCUCGUUCUCUUGGUUAGGAAAAACAAAUUGCUCUCUUGGUUCCCUCGACAACUGUGAAUCUAACUACUGUGGCCUCUUAGAUGCUAAAUUGGACUUCUUUUUUUACAGUUGCUCAUCAGAUUGACGAUUCCAACAUGAUUCCUUAGAUUUUAUUGACUUUUAAAGACGAUAAAACCAUCACUUUUCACAAUAAUGUCUGAUUAUCAGAUAGUUUGUUUCAUCUGUUGUCAGUGUCACAUGGUGAAGUCUUAUUUGUUCGAUCUGUAUCACCAAAACUAGCCUAAAUUAUAUAUCCAGAAAAGGCUUCACAGUCCAAUGGGCUUCCUAAUUUCUGUCAAAUAAUGUAUGUAUCCAAGGUGAUGAGAGUACAAACUAUCAUACCACAUUUGUGGCCUAGACUUUUACAUAUCCACAUUAGGUAACCGUGACAUGUAAAUAUGUAUCACUGAUUACGAUCCAUAUGAAACAGUAGUGCCAGUGCAUUUUACUCAUCAUAUCAACAUUUGGGGUUUACAUGUCCCCUGUCCACCUUUUCUACUUGUGUCUUCCUGUUGAUUUCCUAGGCUGAAACAUUCCUCUUGUGAACACUUUAAUGUGCAAUGUAAUGAAGUGUAUGUGGGGCCCAGAUUUAGCCUAUCUUAAGUAUUCACGUGGUCGCAGUAAGACUGGGUUCUUGACUAAGUAUGCUUGUUUGAAGGGCACUUGGAUUCCUUUUGUAGCCGCUCACCUCAUCAUUAUUUUGGUAUUGCGAUUUGUUUGGUGAUUGGUGUGAGGUUUAUUUGAUGCACUUCGACUGGUGGACUAGCAAUACCUGACCCUGACACCUGGAGGCAAUAUGGUUACACAGCGGGGGCACAGAAGGAACCGCAGCGAUGAUGAAAUCGUUGUAUGCAUUCAUACUUCUUCCUGUUGUCAGUUCCAAUGGGGGAACAUGUACAUGUACAACUGUUUUCUGGGCCUUGGAUAGGGGCUGUGCUGUAGCAGUAUUUAUGGAGUGAAACAAAACAUAGCACCAAAAUGACAAAGUGCCCUUUUUAUGUUCUUAUUGAUUAUUAUGCACUUUUUUCUCCUUUUUGUUCUUUCUGUAAAAAAACAAACAAAAAAGUUCUUAACAUUUGUUGACUGUUGCAAGUCUUAACUGAAAGCAAAGAAUAUUCAUGCACACGUUUUCCAUUGUACCUUGUCUGGGCUUCCUAAAAACAUCUGAGCACUGAAACCUCGUCUUGAGAGAAAAUACACAGAAGGCCUUUGAUUUAAAGAUGUUUUUCCCUCAUUACAACAUUCCUACUAACGGACAUUUCACUUUUCUAGCUUUGUUUUGCAUUUCCAUUGAUGCUUUUGGGAACCCCAGAUGCACCCACCUUGUUCCCUCCCCUCCUCCUCCUCUCCAGAUAUUCUACAUCUUGUUUUGGCCCAGCAUCAUGGCCACCUGAACUAUGCAUUCUGGGUGCGUAGGAAACCUCAAAAAGCUUUGCACAUUUGACUUGACAAGCUUUAUUUGAGAUUAGAAAUGUGCAAAGGAUCCUUGCUGUUUUAUUUUCUGCUGUCACUCUAAAUUCUGCCGUAUUUGCUCGGUUGAGCCAUUCAGGCGUGAGCAUAGGAAAUUGAUGAUGAAAAUCACAAGUGAGAGCAAAUCAUUUCUAGCGGUGCUAAAGAGUUAUUGAACAUGUAACUGCGUAACCUGUGGAUUUAAAUCAUUGUUGUUAACAUGGUUGGACUUGUGGCACAAUUUUGGUUUAACUGGCUCUCACAGAUCAAAUUAAUUGCUUGAUUAAAAAAAAAAAAAUGCAGUUUGGCCUAAAUGUCAUCUGAACAAUGAGCUGCUCAGUAGUUCUUUGAG
Molecule: messenger RNA, 2643 nt
Organism: Epinephelus fuscoguttatus (brown-marbled grouper)
Lineage: Eukaryota; Metazoa; Chordata; Actinopteri; Perciformes; Serranidae
Product: ras-related protein Rab-8A
Exons: 8
Coding region: 54-674 (206 amino acids)
Biological process (GO): regulation of exocytosis; Golgi vesicle fusion to target membrane; neurotransmitter receptor transport to postsynaptic membrane
Cellular component (GO): plasma membrane; synaptic vesicle; trans-Golgi network transport vesicle
Molecular function (GO): GTPase activity; GTP binding
Source: RefSeq, a predicted model, not a curated record